UGCGUGCGCGCGCGCGCGCGUGUGCUUCUGUAUGUUUAGUGGAAAAUCUUCAGCCUUCCGUUUUCUAAAGAUUCUGGUGGUCUCUACUUUCUGUCAGUCUGUCCUGCUGCAUAAUAAAGUCCCCGCUCACUUCCUCCCACUUAAAUCACUGAUUGUUCACUUAGUGGAGUGUUCAGACCUCGUGCUCCUGCAGCUUGGAGAAUAGGCUACAUUGUUUCACUAAAGGAUGGCAGGUGUCACACGGAUCCUCACUUUCAUGUGUGUCGCGGGAUGUCACCUGUCGGCAGCUUCGCCCGUUCUCCGCUCCGCCCUGGUGGUCCAGGCAGGACAGAACGUCUCGCUCCCCUGCAACCUGACUUCCGACGAGGAGAUCACCUGGUACCUCCUGCGCUCUGAUCAGCUGCUGCCUUUGCUCACGGUCGCACCAUCAAAAUUUGGAGAGGUUUUGGUCACGCCUCACGCCGCAGACGUCAGUCACUUCCAGAGCCUCGAAGGAGCGGGGCACGGUCUGGAGAUCCUGGAGGUGGAGGAGCGGGACGCCGGGCUCUACUUCUGCAUCGGACGGUGCUUGGGGGCCGUUUGUCUAAACAGAGGAAUCAAUCUGGUGGUUGACGGACUUGACCGUGAGUCUGCCAGGCAGCCAUGUUGGAGUCUGGUGAUCUGCAUUCUUCCAGCUUUAUUCGUCCUCUGUUUCCUCGUCAUCAUUGGAUUCUACCUGUGCUCAGGGAAACCAGCUGUUUGCUGCUGUAAUCCAAUGAAAAGCAACACGAGUCAGAGCGUCACCGAGGAAGUGUCUUUGCACUAUUCCAGUCUGAAGCAUGCAGGCAAGCCCCGCCCCUCGGGCCGAGGAGGGACAGGAUUGGUCGAAGAGGACGUCACGUACUCGGCAGUGACCAGUCGCAAGAACCCAAACGGUUCCCAUGGGAACAGAUAAAACGACUCUCUGUUGUUAUUUGUGUUUUUAACAGAAGAAAAAAAAAUUCUUUCAAAU
This is a messenger RNA of Sander lucioperca (pikeperch), 991 nucleotides long. RefSeq lists its product as uncharacterized. The record is from RefSeq and is a predicted model, not a curated record. The transcript has 5 exons. Bases 227 to 934 code for a protein of 235 amino acids. Lineage: Eukaryota; Metazoa; Chordata; Actinopteri; Perciformes; Percidae.